Messenger RNA from Fraxinus pennsylvanica, 1071 nucleotides. NCBI's taxonomy places the organism in Eukaryota, Viridiplantae, Streptophyta, Magnoliopsida, Lamiales, Oleaceae. The record is from the annotation of a GenBank genome assembly.
AUGUAUCAUUCUCACCACCAAGGAAAGAGCGUGCAUCCUACAUCAAGAAUGUCCAUUCCUUCUGAAAGGCACUUAUUCCUUCAAGGUGCAAAUGGAACUGGAGAUUCGGGACUCGUACUUUCCACUGAUGCUAAGCCAAGACUAAAAUGGACUCCUGACCUCCAUCGGCGCUUCAUGGAAGCAGUUAAUCAACUAGGUGGAGCAGACAAAGCUACUCCAAAAUCAGUGCUGAAACUUAUGGGCAUUCCAGGUUUAACCUUGUACCACUUAAAGAGUCACCUUCAGAAAUACAGGCUUAGCAAGAACCUCCAUGGACAGGCUAACAGUGGGAGCAAUAAAGCAGUCACAGGAGAAAGAAUGUCCGAGACAUAUGGAACUCACAUGAGUAAUCCAAGCAUGGUAGCCCAGACAAAUAAAAAUUUACACUUGAGCGAAGCAUUGCAAAUGCAAAUUGAAGUGCAAAGAAGGCUACAUGAGCAGCUGGAGGUACAGCGCCAUUUACAGCUACGAAUUGAGGCCCAAGGGAUGAAAGAAGUGUCGGAUUUAUGCCUACAGCAAAUAAAAACAACUCAGCCAACGGAUUGUUCAACAGAGAGCUGCUUAACCUCCAGUGAAGGUUCUCUCAGGGACCAAGAAUUGUACAACAACCAAAUAGGAUUGAAAACUUUGAAUUUUCGAGAACCUACAGAGUCGAGGAAUACUGACAAUGUACUCAAGGUGCAGAAGACUGAACUCAAACUGUGCGAAGACCUGAAAGAAAGCAGCAGAUUUCUUUGCACAACAAAUGACAAUGUAGAAAAAGCAUUAGCUACAGAAGAGAACUACAGAAUUUUAUCUAUGGCAAUUGGACCUCAGAGAGGACCAUGGAAUGGCAGCAGUAGCCGUUCAGAGGAAAGAUUUAGAGAAGCUGAAGCAGCUGCUAAAUAUUUAGACCGAGAUGCUCAUAGAUCAGAGAAGCAGAAGACAAAACUACCUUACUUUACAACAGAACUGGAUCUAAACAUAGAUGACAAAAUUGAUCCAGCUUCAAGUUGCGAGCAAUUUGAUUUGAAUGGCUUCAGCUGGGGCUGA